AUGGGAAAUGAUAAGGCUGCCAUAGACAACUUCAAGGAUUAUUUACAUGCUACCUUUCACAUUAAAGACUUAGGAGCACCUAAAUAUUUCAUUGGAAUUGAAAUUGCUCGAUCUGAUCAAGGAAUUUCUCUUAGUCAACGGAAGUUUGUCUUAGAAUUUAUAUCAGAAGUAGGUUUAUCAGGAUGCAGACCAACUAUGAUUCCUAUUGAGCAGAACAUUAAAUUGACUACUGCAGAAUAUGAUAGGGGUAUAUCACAAAACGAUGAUCCCAUACUCAAAGAUCCAUCAGGGUAUCAAAGACUUGUCGGGAAGCUCAUAUACCUGACCACGACUAGACCUGAUAUCUCUUAUGCAGUACAUACACUUAGUCAGUUCAUGCACAGUCCAAAGCGAUCUCAUUUGGAAGCUGCAUUGAAGGUUGUGAAGUAUUUGAAAAAGUGUCUAAGACUUGGAAUUCUUUGGUCCAAACAAUGUGAUAUGAAGAUGAGGGCAUACUGUGGUGCUGAUUAUGCUACGUGUCCUACUAGCCGAAGAUCAGUCACUGGAUACUGCAUCAAAUUAGGAGAUUCACUUCUCUCAUGGAAGACCAAAAAGCACCUUACUGUAUCCUUGUCUUCGGCCGAAGCUGAGUACCGAGCUAUGGCAAAAACCACUUGUCAGGUAGUGUGGAUACGAGGGUUGCUUAAGGACCUCAGAAUACAAGUAUGA
Messenger RNA from Eucalyptus grandis, 708 nucleotides. RefSeq lists its product as uncharacterized. The record is from RefSeq and is a predicted model, not a curated record. Bases 1 to 708 code for a protein of 235 amino acids. The transcript has a single exon. NCBI's taxonomy places the organism in Eukaryota, Viridiplantae, Streptophyta, Magnoliopsida, Myrtales, Myrtaceae.